Molecule: messenger RNA, 717 nt
Organism: Spizellomyces punctatus DAOM BR117
Lineage: Eukaryota; Fungi; Chytridiomycota; Chytridiomycetes; Spizellomycetales; Spizellomycetaceae
Exons: 1
Coding region: 1-717 (238 amino acids)
Source: RefSeq, a predicted model, not a curated record
AUGCACUACCACACCGCCAACCAGCGAGCCGUGGAGACUGGAAGCCGUCGAUUUGCAAAAGAACGGCAGCGGAUGAAAGCCGGCGGUAUUGACCUCAUAGAAUCACGUAUCCCAAGCCACAAGACGAUGAACCUCAUAGACUUCAUGCGUUACCUUCUCGUUCGCCGCACUGAUUGGGAUCGUCGAAAGGAGUUCUACUCCCACCCUGCUCAUACUCGAUGGAAAUGGCACGCAUUCAUAAACCGUCAGAAGAGCGAAUCAGACCUCAUAUCCAACAUGCGCAACAAGUACGGCGACAACUUUACUGUCGUGAUGGGUGAUUGGAGCGACGCCGGUCGAACUGCGAGAUUUCAGACCUCAUCAAAGACGAAAGGUUGGCGCACCCUCUUCAAGCGCAACAGGAUCAACUGCUUCCUUCUCGACGAGUACAAGACCUCAUCUGUCUGCCCUCACUGUUUGGCCUCAUCCGCUGACUUCCUUGAAAAAGGCUUCAAAACACGACCUCAUUCAAGACCUUGGCGCCGUCGCGAAGGCAAGAUUGAAAAAGUCCAUGGAUUGCUGGGUUGUACCAACCCUAACUGUCAGCAAGCCUGGACGAUGCGCUACUGGAACAGGGACACGCUGAGCACCUGCAACAUGCUGAUGAUCGUGCAAUCAAUGUUAGAUGGACACGGUAGACCAGAGGUGUUCAGGAGGGGUGUUCCAGUGGUAGCGUAG